AUGUCCACAAAAGCUAGACGUCGUCUUAUGAAUGACUUCAAGAAAAUUCAGCUUGAUCCUCCUCCAGGUGUGUAUGCUGUACCACUUGACGAUAAUAUAAUGAAAUGGCAUGCAAUUAUUUUGGGACCAGAUGGCACAGCGUUUGCAGACGGGAUAUUUAGGUUAACUAUGGAGUUUACUGAAAGUUAUCCUAAUGUCCCACCAAUUGUUCGAUUUAUUUCCAAAAUGUUUCACCCUAACGUUUAUAGCGAUGGAAGUAUAUGUCUAGAUAUAUUACAAAAUAUGUGGUCCCCAUCAUAUAACAUUGGUGCAAUUUUAACAUCAUUACAGUCAUUAUUAGGUGAUCCAAAUCCUAACUCACCUGCAAAUACAACGGCAGCAGAGUUAUUUGAAGAAGAUAAACGCCAAUAUGAAACUCAAGUACGAGCUAUUGUCGAAGAGUCAUGGCGAAAUGAUGAACCUAUUGAUUAA
Molecule: messenger RNA, 471 nt
Organism: Heterobilharzia americana
Lineage: Eukaryota; Metazoa; Platyhelminthes; Trematoda; Strigeidida; Schistosomatidae
Source: the annotation of a GenBank genome assembly